CUACGUAGCUUAGUGAAAAUGGAGUCGGAGGCUGUCGCGGUUGUCUUUUCCUAACUCCUCAUGAAGUACCCUUACCAUCUUUUCCUUGACCCCGUGACGUUUUCCACAGAGGUCAAGGAAAAGGGGUUAGACGUUAGGUCAUGUUAGGAGGUAAUUUGUUGGACUUUUCCGCAGCCUGGACCUCAAACGAGGGGGACAUCAUGGCCACGCCCAUUCCGGAAACAGGACUAGUGUACCAACUUAACCCUUUGCUGGAGCUUCUAAUGCGACAUCUCUACUUGACAGUAUCCUUGCUACAGUGUUGACAGCGGAGGGGAAACACCGACUUCCGAAUACGGGCUGUACAAGAAUGUGUCGCUUUUGCUUCUUGGACAUUGAAACGACUCUCACAAGCGGUGUCGGUUGUAUGAUAAGUAUGCAGCCUCUGGAGGCGGAAGCAGACACUACCCGCUGCUUCAUGACUAUGACAUGAUGAAUGGGUUGCCUCUUGUGCUUUAUCUCACAUUACUUCUGGAUUCCGUGCUCAGUUCAGUGCUCAGUUCCCUACCUGCGCCGGUCAAUGCUAAUGUCCACUCGGUCAACUUCCACCAUGUCCUGCGUUGGGAACCUGGACUUGGCACCCCAGUAGGAACCCAGUACAAGAUCAGCUGGAGGGUGAUCGGGAAAGAAAAGAAACAUCCAUCGUACUCCAAUACAACAUCAUUUAAGCUGAACAUUCCAGACAACACAAUGCGGUAUAUCCUGACUGUCCGGGCGUCCUACAACCAGACCCUGUCUCAAGAAUCCAACAGAGUCAAAUUCUACCCUAUGGCACAGACCAUAAUAGGUCCUCCAAAAGUCACUCUGACUGGAUGUGGCAACUGCAUCCAUGUCAACAUUUCCCUCCCUGAAGCUGACCGGAGCUCGAGAAUCAAAGAUAUCAAAAAAUUCUACCACGGUUCUCAGUUCAGUGUCCAUUGGAAGACAAAUAAAGGAGCAGUGGAGUCAGCCAUAACACCAAACAAGACGUAUACUGUGAAAAACCUACAGAUAGGCACGGAGUACUGUGUACAGGUGCACACAAAGAUUAAUGUCAACAGAAACACUAAGCCAUCCGCUUGGAAUUGCACCUUCACUAGCAUUGUGGAACCAAGCAGAGAACCUGUUUUUUUAGGUGCAGUUGCUGCUCUUCUGAUAGCUAUUGUUGUCCUGAUGAGCUUCAUGUUUUGCCUCAGCUACACUGGAUUCAUUUGUAAACUGAAGGAAACUCUGCCCAGAGUACUCGAUGUAAGACACAAGGUUCUGGGCCAUGGCUCCACCCUAACACCAGAGAGGACAAUCCCUUACACGAUCUCCAUUGAUGCAGAGAUGGAGGAGCAGAAGAGGCACCACAAUCACCCAGCUCCUCAAACUGCCACCAUGUGCACUGACUUAUAUGACGAGGAAGAAGAUGAGGAAGGGGAAAACGUCUACAUGGAAAGAGACGCAGAGCUUUCCUCUGGGGAAAGUUCCUGCCAGGACUCUGUUGAUGUGUCAGGGAACAGCAAGGUGGCUGUGUCAAGGGUCUCCGGGAGACAUGGGGGGCUCGAUCAAAAUGAGGCCAAAGCUGAAGGAACUGAGGUUUCUUUCAUGCCCGAGGGUCCAGUCACAGAUAAGGUGAAGGAGGAGGAGGAGGAGGAGGAGGAGGUGGAGAAGGUGGAGGUGGUGGAGGUGGUGGAGGAGGAGGAGGAGGAGGAGGUGGUGGUGGUGUGUGAGAACUUGGGCAAUAUAAAUCUGUUCUCCGUUACCCUCGCUGCACUGGCUGUAUGUGAGGAAGAGGGAGGAGAGCAGAAUAGAAGAGAAUCUCUCACAGACUUUCUGGAGCCUCUACUGCCCACAAAGUCAAAGCGGACUCUGAACGACACAGACUCACUAACGGAGUCAGGUGAUCGGACAGCGGUGGCAUUAAUGUCACCUACACAAGAAGACUUUACUGAGUGUGGGUAUGAAACCAGACAUAUCGCCACUUCGUCUGGCUGUCUCAGUUCCUGUGAUGGAGAAACGCAGGAGGAGAAGGAGGAAUUUUCCGGAUAUAUGGGACACACAUGAUAUGUUUCUCUUUGUGUGUAUGAGUAUCAUUAAUAUAUAACUUCCAUGCAAGUACAUUCCUUCUUAAUUGAGAAAAAAAUAUAUUUAAAUGUAGCACUGCCUUCAGUUGUUGUACCUAAACCAGUAAACAAAACAGUGACUGCGAUGGGUUUCGUCUUUAGCUUCUGUACAUUUUGGCCGGUGACCAGAGGGAUUUAAAUGAUAUCUUUUGCUGUCUUAGAAUGCAGCGUUCCACACACCUCCCUUGUCGUUAAAUGUUGCAGAUUGAUGGCUUGAUGGAUGGAUGUCAUGUUAUCGAUUGAAACUGGUCUAUGUAAACACACUUUCAUAUUGUAUAUUACUGGAAGAAAAGAUGAUUGGAUUUUGAAAUAAAAUGCAAAUAAUUUA
Cyclopterus lumpus (lumpfish) is the source of this 2454-nucleotide messenger RNA. Its product is annotated as interferon alpha/beta receptor 1a-like. The transcript has 8 exons. Gene Ontology annotation, molecular function: protein binding. Lineage: Eukaryota; Metazoa; Chordata; Actinopteri; Perciformes; Cyclopteridae. The coding region runs from base 469 to 2067 and encodes 532 amino acids. The record is from RefSeq and is a predicted model, not a curated record.